AGAGCGAGCAUCUUAGCUGCCUUCAACACUGACACAUAUCGGAGGGGGGGAAUAGAGAAAAGAGAGAGAUUGGAGAGUAAACAAGAAGAGGAGAUGAGGAUUAUAAUGCUGCUCCUGCUGUUUCUGUGACGGUGGGCUGUUAAAAAGCUCGCGUGGCUUUCCAUCUCUCUCGCACACUUUCCUUCGCGCACUCUUUCUUUUGCUCUUGAUCUGUCAGUAGUUUUCUCUCCUUCUCUUUCAGGCUCCCUCUUUCCCUCUCUCUCUGUUCUACUCUGACUACUGCAGUAGUCCACCAUCCAGCCGCAAGUCUGACAGCCACACACAUGGCUAACUGCCACAACUUACUACCUCAGCUCUGGAAAAAAAACUAACAGAUAAGCAAGCAGAGGAACACUGCAGGAGACAGUCCAGGGGACAAAAAGCGAACGGAGAGAAGAAUCCUCAACACCUUUCUCUGUUUAUGGAUACAGAUACGGAGCCCACUUCCACUCUCAUCUUCUCAGCGUCAUCCUCCUUCCUCUCUCACAUUGCAGAAGAAGACAAGAGUGCUCUCUCUCUCCUCCGUCAGCCUUUUGCGAAGCUCCGACAGUGCAGCGUAUCCCCUUCUCCACCCCCCACACAGCGCCACCAUCUCUCCCACCACCAUCAACCCCCCCUCCCCCCAGGAGGAAUAGACGGAUUACUGCUAACUGUGCACACGGCAGCCUGCAGCUGCUCUGACCAGGGCCAGCCCAACAUUAGGGGGAAGCAAGAGGAACACAGAGGAGGAGAGGAGAGGGAGAUGACUGUGCCGAGAGUUUUUUAGCCUUUUUCUGUCUCUCAGUCUCUGUCACAACAGGGCUAAUCAGCGACCGACAAGCCCUUGGCAAAGUCACAGUGAGGGAGGUCUCUCACCCAAACAGGCAACCAACCGACGAGCCAACACAUGUACCGGGAGCUGAAAAAAACAGGAGGUUUUUUUUUUUUUUUUUCUUUUCAAUGUCAAUUAGUCACUUCUCUCCUCCUCUGUUUUAAUUAACUGCAUUAUGGAACAUUGUGCUUUAUCCACAUGGAGCUGCUUUUUGGAGUCUGCAACCUGGUAGGAAGGAAGUUAGUGGAGGAAGAAGAGAUUUAGGCACCUGCUAAGACUUCAUGGCCUUACCUUGGGCUGUGAAUGUUUUCUUUGCUGCUCUCAGUCUUUAAUAUCAGGAGCCAUUUUGUACCCUUGGCUAAUAGAGGGCCUCAUCACUUUUUCAAAAGGAAAAGAGAAGAAGGCAUCUAUCUCAAGUUAUUCCAUGGAAAGGAAUUAUAAAUUAAUGUGAUGCACGACUGUUGCUUUUAACAUUCAAAAAAGAGGCAAAAGGGAGCACUUUCAAACUAAUGAGCAUCUUCCUGCACUGUCGAUGGAACUUGGGAGCCUUGAGUUGCUCCAGCCAGGCUAGGGUGGUCUGUCCUUUGGUGUGUGCCGUCUCCCCCCACCAUGCAGAAUAAUGAGCCCUCCACACCAUGAGUCCUUUGGGCCAGGUUAGUGUGCAGCCUACCUGGAACACAGCCCUGCUCGCCAUGCUCUCCCUCAUGGUGCCUGCUCUCAGUAUGUGCCAGUCCACAGGUCCUGAGUUGGGCUCAGCUAUUCCACAGAACUGUCCAGGUGUGUGCUCCUGUACUAACCAGCUAAGCAAGGUGGUGUGUACACGCAGAGGCCUGAUUAGAGUUCCUCCAAACAUCCCAGCCAAUACCAGGUACCUAAACCUGAUGGAGAACAGCAUAGAGACCAUUCAGGCAGAUACCUUCAGACACCUGCAUCAUCUUGAGGUUCUUCAGUUGGGCAGGAAUGCCAUCAGGCAGAUUGAAGUGGGGGCCUUCAAUGGCCUGACCAGUCUGAAUACCUUGGAGCUGUUCGACAACAGACUGACAGUCAUACCCAGUGGAGCUUUUGAAUAUCUGUCAAAGUUGAGGGAAUUGUGGCUCAGAAACAAUCCUAUUGAGAGCAUUCCCUCUUAUGCCUUUAACCGUGUCCCCUCACUCAUGAGGUUAGACCUCGGAGAACUGAGAAAGUUGGAAUACAUCUCUGAUGGGGCAUUUGAGGGCCUUCAUAACCUGAAGUACCUAAACUUGGGGAUGUGCAACUUGAGGGAAUUUCCUCAUUUGUCACCUCUAGUUGGACUGGAAGAACUGGAGAUAUCAGAGAAUGUUUUCCCUGAACUGAAGCCUUGGGCUUUCCGUGGGCUUAAGAAUUUACGUAAACUUUGGAUUAUGAACUCUGCUAUUACUAUCAUUGAGAGGAAUGCAUUUGAUGACAUCACAGCAUUGGUGGAGCUCAAUCUAGCCCAUAAUAAUCUAUCAUCCCUCCCCCAUAACCUCUUUACUCCUCUACAGUACCUGGUGGAGCUACAUCUACACCACAACCCUUGGCGCUGCGAUUGUGAUGUAGUUUGGCUUUCCUGGUGGCUCAGAGAAUACAUUCCCACAAAUUCCACCUGCUGUGGACGCUGCCACACCCCAGCCCACAUGAGAGGAAGAUACUUGGUGGAAGUUGAUCAAACGACUUUUCAGUGUUCGGCACCAUUUAUACUUGAUGCACCAAGAGAUCUGAACAUUUCAGCAGCAAGGGUGGCAGAACUGAAAUGCCGCACCGCUGCCAUGAGCUCAGUCCGAUGGCUUCUCCCUAAUGGCACUGUGCUGACCCAUGGCUCAGCUCACCCAAGGAUAUCUGUCCUUAAUGAUGGAACUCUCAACUUCUCCAAUGUUCUCCCAUCAGACACUGGGGUCUACACAUGCAUGGUAAGCAACAUGGCAGGGAAUUCCAAUGCCUCGGCCUACCUAAACGUCAGCAAUGCUGAACUCAACACAUCUAAUCUCUCCUACUUUACCACUGUAACAGUCGAAGUCUUGGAGCCCACAGUGGAGGAGACCCCUAAACCCAAACCUACUGUCCCUGCCUCACCCUCCGUCUUUCAACCUGUCUUUAUCUCUACACCUACUGUGCUGUUCCAAAGCACUCAGACUCCACGGCAGGUGUCAAUUCCCACUGCCAGAGUCCCUAGUGGGACACCUGCCAGCCUGGAUGAGGUGAUGAAAACCACCAAAAUAAUUAUUGGCUGUUUUGUAGCUGUUACCUUACUAGCAGCUGCCAUGCUGAUAGCUUUCUAUAAACUGCGUAAGAGGCAUCAACAGAGGAGUACGGUGGCAGCAGCCAGGACCAUAGAAAUAAUUCAAAUGGAGGAACAAGUUCCUCCAGUACCACCACCAACAUCUGGAUCUAGUGGCUCUGAUGACACAGGGUUGGUUCUACCAACUUUAGUGGAACACAACAGCAACACCUUUAAGCCUGGGUAUGUGUCCUCUUCCUCCUCAUCCCGACAAGGGAGUUAUGGAGCCCACUGGACCCAGAACAACUCUCUUCAUCGCUCCGUCAGACAGCAUCACAGCCACAUCAGCACCAUUGCUGAUCCCUACAUCAUUAAGACUACUCACGGCAAAGAGAAGGUUCAGGAGACCCAAAUCUGAGUAAUGGUCCCUAUGGAUCUAUCUCUGACUGUGCUCAAACCUCUACUCUCCUAUCUGCUCACCAGUCCAUGCAAUAGAAUGCACAAAGAGCAAAAUUGUCAUUUCUUUUGUACAGAAGUCCAAACAGACUUUUUUUCUUGUACAUGCCUAUA
Molecule: messenger RNA, 3638 nt
Organism: Melanotaenia boesemani (Boeseman's rainbowfish)
Lineage: Eukaryota; Metazoa; Chordata; Actinopteri; Atheriniformes; Melanotaeniidae
Gene: lrrc4.2
Product: leucine rich repeat containing 4.2
Exons: 2
Coding region: 1486-3486 (666 amino acids)
Biological process (GO): excitatory synapse assembly; modulation of chemical synaptic transmission; synaptic membrane adhesion
Cellular component (GO): postsynaptic density membrane; plasma membrane; glutamatergic synapse
Molecular function (GO): protein binding
Source: RefSeq, a predicted model, not a curated record